Messenger RNA from Papaver somniferum (opium poppy), 1335 nucleotides. RefSeq names its product FKBP12-interacting protein of 37 kDa-like. Lineage: Eukaryota; Viridiplantae; Streptophyta; Magnoliopsida; Ranunculales; Papaveraceae. Gene Ontology annotation, biological process: regulation of alternative mRNA splicing, via spliceosome. The record is from RefSeq and is a predicted model, not a curated record. The transcript has 14 exons. Gene Ontology annotation, cellular component: nucleus. Bases 76 to 1104 code for a protein of 342 amino acids.
CUUUUGUUACUUCCUUCCUCUUCCCAAUCUUCGAAUACUCAGCAAUUUCUCUCUCUUAGGGUUUACAUAAAUCUCAUGACUGCUGAUCAUAUGGACGACGAUGAUGGAUUUGGUGGAGGUUAUGCUGAAAAUCAUGCUCCAAUAACAGGUACUAAAAGAAGUUUUGAAGAUGCUGAAGAUGAGGAAGAAGACAUUUUUGGUUCUAAGAAGGGAAAGACCAAAGCAGAAGCAACUGCACCUGGAGUGGCUACAGGAAUGAUUUUGUCACUCCGUGAAAGUCUUCAGAAUUGUCAGGAUUCCCUUGCGACAUGUCAGACGGAACUUGCGUCAGCUAAGUCAGAGAUACAAAAAUGGCAUUCUGCGUUCCAGAAUGAGGCUGCUAUACCUGCUGGCACAUAUCCAGAGCCUGGGCUAGUUCUUAGUUAUCUUCAGUCCUUGAAAUCAUCGGAGGAAUCAUACAAAGAACAGCUUGAUAAGGCAAAGAAGAAGGAAGCUGCAUUUAUUGUUACAUUUGCCAAACGGGAGCAGGAGAUCGCAGAAUUGAAGUCUGCCAUUCGGGAUCUCAAAGUGCAACUGAAGCCACCAUCAAUGCAGGCGAGGAGGUUAUUACUUGAUCCAGCUAUUCAUGAGGAGUUUACCCGUUUAAAGAAUUUGGUCGAGGAGAAGGAGAAGAAAGUGAAAGAGUUGCAGGAUAAUAUUGCUGCAGUCAAUUUUACUCCACAAAGCAAGAUGGGAAAGAUGCUAAUGGCUAAAUGUAGGACCUUGCAGGAGGAAAAUGAGGAGAUUGGAACAAUUGCUUCAGAAGGAAAGAUUCAUGAGUUGUCAAUGAAACUUGCAUUGCAAAAGUCACAGAACGCAGAACUCAGAAGUCAAUUUGAAGGAUUGCAUAAACACAUGGAUGGACUGACCGAUGAUGUGGAAAAAUCAAAUGAAAUCGUACUAACUUUACAACAAAGAUUAGAAGAUAAGGAUUCGGAGAUCAGAAGGCUGAAGGAGGAACUGUACCAAAAGGCACAAGUGGGGAAAGGGGAAACCGAUGAUCAGACUGUAGGCGAGAAGAAGGCAGUGAAUGAUGAGGUGAUUUCUGGGGAAGCUGAGUGCUGAGAGGAUUUGGAAGUGGACUAAAAAAACGCUAGUUUGUUCAUUAGUCAUUAUAUGUACAUUAGAAAAACAGUUCCCCAUUUUUACUUAAAAAAUUGUUUCUUAUUCUUUGCUUUCUGUUUUCAUUCUUUAAAAUUAUACUAUAGUAAUCGCUUGCAGUUUUUGGUGUAAAAUGAGGUAAAGUUCUUCUGCAUUAGAAAUUCACAGUGCCUAAACAAAGAAACUUUUAUUUUA